GAGCGGGCGGCGCGCUCCGGAGGGAGAGCUGGGGCUGGAGGUUCUACCCCCUCGGCGGCCCGCACCUGCCCCCACCCCGUCCGCGCCCGCCCUGAGCCCGCCCCGACUGGGCAGCCGGGGGCGCCCCCACUGCUCUCCCCCCGGGCGGGGGAGCCGGGGGGCAGCGCCGGAGCCCGGGGGGAGCACAGCCCCACCGGCCGGCCGGCCAGGGCAGGGGGCAGCUAGGACGGCCCGGGUGCAGGUGGAGACCGCACAGGGCCCAGGGCAAGCAGAGGCAAAAAUGGUUGGUCCUGACGGUGGCUGAGCCCCCAGCCCCUGGAAUAUGCAGCCCGGGGGAGUCCCAGGCAGCGGCAAGGACGCGGUGGCGGAGUGGGGCGGGAGGCAUGGUCUCUACCUACCGGGUGGCCGUGCUGGGGGCGCGAGGCGUGGGCAAAAGUGCCAUCGUGCGCCAGUUCUUGUACAACGAGUUCAGCGAGGUCUGUGUGCCCACCACCGCCCGCCGCCUCUACCUGCCUGCUGUCGUCAUGAACGGCCACGUGCACGACCUCCAGAUCCUCGACUUCCCGCCCAUCAGCGCCUUCCCUGUCAACACGCUGCAGGAGUGGGCAGACACCUGCUGCAGGGGACUUCGGAGCGUCCACGCCUACAUCCUGGUCUACGACAUCUGCUGCUUUGACAGCUUUGAGUACGUCAAGACCAUCCGCCAGCAGAUCCUGGAGACAAGGGUGAUCGGCACAUCGGAGACACCCAUCAUCAUCGUGGGCAACAAGCGGGACCUGCAGCGCGGACGCGUGAUCCCGCGCUGGAACGUGUCGCACCUGGUGCGCAAGACCUGGAAGUGCGGCUACGUGGAGUGCUCGGCCAAGUACAACUGGCACAUCCUGCUGCUCUUCAGCGAGCUGCUCAAGAGCGUCGGCUGCGCGCGUUGCAAGCACGUGCACGCCGCCCUGCGCUUCCAGGGCGCGCUGCGCCGCAACCGCUGUGCCAUCAUGUGACGCCCGCCGCACACCCCGAGCAGACCCGGGCGAGGGCCGGGCUGUGCUGGGGGCGACUUUCUCGCGGGACUGCGGGGCGGGAAGGGGGCGGGAAUAGAACUGUGAUGGUCCGGGUCUCAGGCUCCCCUAAGCCAGGCUCUCCCCCAUAACUGCUCAGCCCCUCGCCGGGUCUGUCUUCCUGGGACAGCGCCUUCAGUACUGUAGUUAGUGCAGUACCCGGCCUGGCCCGAAGGGGCGCCACAGCCUUUUGGAAUGGAGCGAGGGG
Molecule: messenger RNA, 1260 nt
Organism: Nycticebus coucang (slow loris)
Lineage: Eukaryota; Metazoa; Chordata; Mammalia; Primates; Lorisidae
Gene: RASL10B
Product: RAS like family 10 member B
Exons: 4
Coding region: 384-995 (203 amino acids)
Molecular function (GO): GTP binding; GTPase activity
Source: RefSeq, a predicted model, not a curated record